This is a messenger RNA of Tachysurus vachellii, 733 nucleotides long. Its product is annotated as structural maintenance of chromosomes protein 1A-like. The record is from RefSeq and is a predicted model, not a curated record. Lineage: Eukaryota; Metazoa; Chordata; Actinopteri; Siluriformes; Bagridae. Gene Ontology annotation, molecular function: DNA binding. Bases 127 to 588 code for a protein of 153 amino acids. Gene Ontology annotation, cellular component: nucleus; cohesin complex. Gene Ontology annotation, biological process: sister chromatid cohesion. The transcript has 4 exons.
GUCUGAUUUUCACAACACUGCAGUUUUAAAGCUCUGGGAUUGGAGAAACUAGGAAUCCUCAUCAAGGCCAGAAACUUCCUAGUAUUUCAGGAAACUGUUGGCAGAGAUAAGAUCUGAUUGUUCCCCAUGAUGGAUACAGCUGAGCGUUACCAGAGGCUGAAAGACGAGGUUGUUAGAGCUAAUGUGCAGUUACAGCUUUUCAAACUGUACCACAAUGAGGCUGAAAUUGAGAAGCUCAACCGAGAGCUGUCCCAGCAUAACCGGGAGAUCGAAAAAGAUAGAAAGAAGAUGGAUCAUAUAGAUGAGGAGAUUAAAGACAAGAAGAAAGAAUUGGGGAGAAUGAUGAGAGAGCAGCAGAAUGUGGAGAAAGAGAUAAAAGAGAAGGAUGCCGAGUUAAACCAGAAACGGCCUCAAUACAUCAAGGCCAAGGAGAACACCUCACACAAGUUAAAGAAGCUGGAGGCAGCACGAAAGUCUUUGCAGAAUGCUCAGAAGAUGUACAAGAAGCGUAAAGCAGACAUGGAGGAGCUGGACCGAGAACAGGGAGCUGUGGAGAUGGACAGGCAGGAGUUUGAAGCAGCUUUGUAGCCCAUCUCUGAAUACCAGUACAUCUCUAACUCUGAAUUCAGACACAUAACUGUCAGUUGAAUUAGUAACGAUACUGCCUUCUAGGUGGAGGAUGAGGUAUUUGUGGAAUUCUGCAAAGAGAUUGGAGUGAGAAAUAUCCAAGAGU